CAGACAGAGGCACGCAGCAGGCACCUCGGGGAGCUUGGGGAGCCGCGGUGCUCUCUUUCCCUGAGCUAGGUUUCUAUUGUAGGCGGUGCAUUCCUUGGGAGGGAGGGUGUGUGUGUGUUGGUGCCUUCCCACACUCGGGGCAGCUCUUAUUUAAUGGGGGUCUCCAUGCAGGGCAGACUCCAGAAGAGAUUUUGCCGUUCCCAGUUCCCAUCCAGGAACAGCAGCAGCUCGCACGCCAGACGCCGGCAUGGACCAUGUGGCUGAGAUAAACCUAGAGGAGGUGGCUCCUGGGACCAACCAAGCCUCCAGGAUGCACCUCAGGGAAGAUUUGCGGAGGAUACGGUGCGGGGUGCUGCUGUGCCUGCUCUCCGUGCUGCUCCUGGCGCUGCCCACUGCCUACCUGCUGGUCGGAAACCUCCGAGCCCCCAGCUCCUGCGCCAGCCAGGUCACAGAAGAGAGGGGCUCUCGCUUUCUGAAGCAACGGGCAGUACAUACUGUUACAGAUACACUUUCCAGUGCAGAAAAGCCAAGAGCGCAUCUGACAGUGAAGAAACAAGAUCUCACCAACACCGUGGGAAACCAUCUGCCAAUCCUGCAGUGGGAAGACAAGCGAGGCUUGGCCUUUACCAAGAACAACUUGAGUUAUUCCAGCAACGCACUGGUGAUACCUGUGUCUGGGGACUACUAUGUCUAUGCUCAGGUCACUUUCCGAGGGCCCAUUGAAAAUUACAGUAAAACUAAUUCUGUCACUGAGAUCAUCACCAAAGUCACUGACAGUUACCCUGAGCCCACCCAGCUGCUGACUGGCACCAAGACGCUCAGUGAAAAGGGAAACAGCUGGUUCCAGCCCAUUUAUCUGGGUGCUGUGGUCUCCUUAGAAGUAGGAGACAAGCUAAUGGUCAACGUUAGCGACAUCAAGCUGGUAGAUUACACUAAGGAGCACAAAACUUUCUUUGGUGCCUUUUUACUGUAGGUCCCUGGCAGCAGCUGGUGGGGGCUUCCCUUCAGGGCCCUGGUGUGACCGCGUUGGACCUUGGCUUUGUGGGUGUGCGUCGGGGUGCGAUCUCUGUACUGUUAUCCUUCCUCUGCACUGUCAUUCCCCUGCAGCUCCCUGCAGCCUUAAAUUAAGGGGUAGGGAAAGCUGAAGUCGCAGGUUGAAUUGAAACAAACAAACAAAAAAACCACAAAACAAAACAGAAAAAUGAAAAGUCAGAUUGGAGGAAAAAACAUAUUUUUGAAAGUAAAAACUGAGAGCUCUUCAAAACUUCGUAAGCUAGGGAGGAACAGUUUAUACCUGUGGGUAGGAAUAUUGUUCUUGAAUAUUGCAGCUAUGCUACAUCACUAGUUCCACCUCCAAUGCACAACUUCCUCAACUCAAAAAAGUGUUUUGAACUUUCUCCAGCACUUCCAGUAUAGUUUUGCAUGACCCUUCUUCAGAUUCUCAGUUCUAAAAGGUAAUUACUUUUCAUCAUUUCCUUAUGAAUAGAUUUGCUCAGUACUUUGCACUAACAUAAGGCUCAGAUUAAUCGUUAACUGCUUAAUUAAUCCCUUCCAACUUCCCUGUAAAGUAGAUUAAAAUUAUAUCUUGUGCUUUGCAGAAGCUACUUGAAAUUUUUUUUCCCCAAGAAAUUGUUUACAGUUCUUUAAGUCAACAUAUAGCCUCAAAACUUUAUGUGAAAUUUCUAGGGAACACACACAAACACUUUCUGUUUCAGCAUGAAAGUGGAAUCUCCCUGCCUGGUCCUAACAUUAGGAAAACAGAAAAGACAAGGCAGAGAGAGACACGCAGCAAAAUUUUCCACACUUUUUAAUUCAACCACUGAAAUUCUGAGAGUAAACCUCUGCAAUAUUUUGCUUUCCAUUAUGUUUAAUGCAAAGCAAGUGCAACUAAAGAAAUCACUGUCUUGGUGCUCCCCCUUGCAAUCAUUGUCAACGCUGGAGCGGUCCCCUGACCACAAGGGACUCCCCAGACUUUCCCUGGGUGAAGGCUGACAACCAGUAGUCCCUACACAAGACCAAAAGACCAAAGAGACAAUCACGGCAUGGCACAGCCAGGUGCGGAGCUCAGGAAUGUUUAGUUUCCCACCUUGCACUUAUUUAUUUUCAUAGACCUUACUGUUUCUCAGGGAAAUUCCCCAGCUUUCCUUCUCCUCCCACAAUAAAUACAUCGCUGACAAUGACUCAAGUAAUGUUCUCAUAGAUUUGGACUUUACACUCUUAACUUCCAGGAGGUCUCAUGCCUGAGCACCUACCACCCAGCCGCUCUGCAAUGACCAGGCUUCACUCUCUGCAAGUCUUUCUCUUUCCUGCCUCACCUUAUUGGAUUUCCUCCAGUUUCCACUUCUGGGCCAGAAGUGACAGCAAGGCUUGAUUGCCUAGUUAACGUUUCCACUUACAGCCACGGUGGGGCCGAAAGCAAACUGUUAGUGUUGGGGAGGCACUGAGGUUGGGGAAUACGUAGCACUGGGGAUGGGGGAUUGUAGCUGAAGAGAUCAAAUGGGCAGAGAAGUUCUCUGGUGGAGACAGCCUGGAGACUGUGUGUGAUAUUGCAGCCCAACCAGCAGUGAGACCAGGCUGUUUUGUCCACACUGAGCCUCUUCCUAGCAGGAGACAAUUUAUUACGAUAUAAAGAUCUGUUUGAGCUGACAAGGAAAAGUCCGGAGCACAGAGAAAGACCAAGGCACACUGGGGGUGAAGGGAGAAGAGGAGCAGAGCAGGAGGUGGGAGAUCCAAGCAACACCAGGAUCUCUGCCUUUUCAUGGCUUGGUGUAAGCAACUUCAUGGUGACAGCAUGGCUAUCUAUACCUCUUAAACCUAGCAGGUCUUUUAUGUAGUCAAUCAUCUCAGAAAAGAAGGCUUUUUGGCCAUCCUUCCCUAUUCUGCAAUUCCUGGGUCCCAUAGUAGGUCUCAGUCCAUCACUGUUUUAUCUACACUGAAACAGCAUUAAACACCUCACAAAAGCUCAGAGGAUAUCAUCUUGUCCUGCCCUUCUUUCCUCAGUGGGUAUCUGUCUUGCUUCCAGAUUCUCCUUGAAUCUAGUCAUUGGGUGUUGAUCCACUAUACAACACUGUGCAUCUAGGAGACCUUGCCAAUGUCCCCGCAUCAAAACCUCAUAACAGUUUGGCUUCCCAUCCUUUCUUUGACUUGUCCUUCGUUUUUCCCCACAUCUCAACUGUCUUCUUGAUCCCCUUCUCCCACGGGCACCUUCCUGCCUUCUUGGCCCUGUCCAUUAGGUGUAAGGACACCUCUUUGUCCAAAUCUCAUUUUCUACAUGUAACUUCUCUCUUACAAUCACACAGAGAAAACUGGCACCUGAAAAUAGGUCAGGAUGGCAGAAAGAUCCUGCUAGCAGGUGCAAAUGCUCUUGGUCAGAAAGUCCCUCUCACAUCUUUAUUAGCUAGAUUCACUUCCAUCUUUAAGUCCUUACUCCUAUGUUUCCUCCACCUGUUCAGCCUUUUCUUUUAAGCUGAAAUUGAGACGGGAACAGUUAUUCCCCAUGUAUCUGUUAAGCACCUAACACACAUGAUCUGGCCUCAUUACUUCUCAGAAAGGGUGUCUGGUCAUUCAGCUCCUUGGCAGGACUGUUUUUACCGCUCAGAACCACCCCCCACCACACUAAAAUCUGGUGAAAUUUUGCUCUCUUGGCAGUUCAAGACAAGAUUACUCUCUGGGAAACCCUAAGACUUUUCUUAUCUCAGAUUUUCUAAAGUGUUCUCUCAACACCCCACGUUGAGUCCUUCUGAGCUUCUGAUCCUUAGUUGUGUGCCCAAAAUAGGAUCUGAACUCAUGACAUUUGCAGCUCUUGCAGACCACCGCGUAGGGCACUUUAGGUCACUAGCACACGAAACAACAUGGUGAAUCUCAUAAAGGGAAAACUUAGAAGUGGCCUGUCCAGGACAGGUGAUUCUCAGCAACUAGGUAGGAAAGCUUCUGUGAAGUGUAUAUAGGAUGAAUUUGGUUUAUCCUUGGAGAAAAUGGGGGUGCAAAUUUCUACAAAUGAGAUGUAGCAUUCUUCUGGGGCCAUAACGCAAUCCUGAUAGGCUUAUACAGCAGAUUUCCAUAAAAACUAUCUAAAGUCAUCAUCCCUUAAUGCCUGGUGCACUGAAUGAUGGUAAAUAUGAGGUCUGGGGGAGAGGAGUGGUGAGUGCAGGUUUUGGCAUACAAUAAAAGAGCCUUCUGUGGGAUAUAUACACAUAUAUACAUAGACAUACAUAUAUAUUUGUGCAUAUUCCAUAGAAGUUCUAGGAAGCCCAUUGGCAAUAAUGAGUCCUUCCUACCACAAGACAAAUAAUUUGUGUCCACUGUACACUAAUGAUAAAUUUCACAAGCAAAAAAAUUGCCUGCUGCAGCUCCAUUACAGGUGUGACUCUCUUGAUCCAUUAUCCAUGGCACAAAAAUAUUUAUUUUCAUCCAGUUAGAACAAGCUUUUGCACCCUGUCACACACACCAGCUUUUAGCACACUUAGCACACUAGCACAUUUUAUAUGACAAAGUAAUAUAUCUGGCAUUACUUGUUUUAAAGUGGUGCAGGCAUAUUAAUCCACACAUCUAUCCUAGUGGAAAUUCUCUCUUUCUCUCUUUUUUUCCCCUCUCAGUGCUAAUAAUGUUUCUGUACCAGUGACCAGCAAAUAUAAUAAGUGUGCAGGGGCUGAUUCUGGCCCUGUUGUAUAUCAGAUAGUCAAUGUCAUGAAGUCAGAGUAAAGCCACUUAAGUGAGACAGAGGUCAAGCUUAAAGGGAAAUAUCUCAGACUGAACCCAAGCUGUGGAUUCUCAGAUUUUUCCAAAGCUAAAUAAGGACAGAAGUGUUCUCAGAAACUUGUGUUUAUUGAAUUAGAAAAUUUUCUUUAACGUAAAUCAUUUCUGGAGAUGUGAAAAUGCACAUGCAUCAGCAUUUUCAAUUGAAUGAGAAGAUGAUGAAAUCCAGUCAUGUGAACAAGUGACCUUUCAGUCUGUGGUCAAACUGAAAAUAUGCUUUGUUUUGGGUGGAUGUGAAACUAAAAGAGUUAUAAGAAAAAAUCCAAGAUGCAGAAAAAGGGUGAAAUAGGCAGCUCGUGCUAAAAGAGUUAAAAAUAUAUGAUUUCAGGUUUUGACCCUUACAUUUCUUGGCGGGGGGGGGAAGCACUUUUCAGAACAAUACGAUUGAAAGAAAAAAUAACAGAUUUUUUUUUUAAUAUGAAGUCUGAUAAAAAUAUUUUAGUUCUUCAGAAUUCUCUUCUUCCCUAAUCUCUUUGAUCCCCAAAAAACUAACACUCAAUAUAUCCUAAAUUCAUAAAAAGAUUCACUUACCUACCACUUCCUUUCCCCUUAACAAACAAAAAGUAUUGGUAAAUAAACAUUAACUUUCUCUCCGUAUACAUACGGAAGCAAAUUUAAAUCAAGCUAUAAGGAUCACAGCUGCAAUCUUACCAUCGUAUACUUGUGCUGUACUUAGUCCUGAGCAUGUAGCUACAAGGGUAUCAUUGUAAAAGUGAGCUCAGUUUUCCUAUUUGGUGUAUGGGAUGAGUAGAAUCUAUAUUGCUCCAAUUAAAAGUGGAUAAAAAGUUUUACCUAUGUUUACUCUCAACUGCAUCAUUAUAGGAACAACCCCCCAAAUCAAGGAGCGCUUACAUGGACCAUCUCCAGCACAUGUAUGUUGGCAGGAUUAGAGUCUAGAGGUGGAAAGUUGAAGGUCACAUUCCUUAGCAAAUUAUAACCCAAAUGACAAAAAGGAUGCUGCUGAGAUGAUUUUGGACAUAAGAGUUCAGUGGAUAUUAGGAUGACCCAGACCCCUGGUACAAAGGGACACUGCCAGGCUAUACUGAACCGCAGCACAGACCAACUGGAAUGGAUUAAGGUAUUCACUUGCGAUUUUCAACACUGAUAUUUCAGAAUUUUGAAGGAAUCUCAUUUUUCACCUCUGUAUGGUAUAACUGACCACACUGCGCUUAGUUUUAUUAAUCUCCUGAGUGGCCCAUCAUUUCAGAUGAGAAAUGAGGAGAAAGUUCAUUCUUUAGAAGAAUCAGAAAAUGUCAAGAAUUUUUGCCCAGAUCUGGGUAUUAGACACCAGUAUAGCAUUUUGCUAUUGUAAUGUAUUUUCAUAUAAGUGACUGUUUAUUGUCUUGUGCUUCAGUGCUGAUAUGUGUCUUUACCAGUAGAAGUGACUUAGCUUCUUGUUUCUAAGUUUUAUGAUAAUAAAAAUGCAAGUUAACUGUGAUAA
Molecule: messenger RNA, 6196 nt
Organism: Grus americana (Whooping crane)
Lineage: Eukaryota; Metazoa; Chordata; Aves; Gruiformes; Gruidae
Gene: TNFSF15
Product: TNF superfamily member 15
Exons: 4
Coding region: 248-973 (241 amino acids)
Biological process (GO): immune response
Cellular component (GO): membrane
Molecular function (GO): tumor necrosis factor receptor binding
Source: RefSeq, a predicted model, not a curated record